UUCGAGACUUAGCUUGCGCCGAAUGCGAGUCGUGUUCGUCUCAGCGUUUCAAGCUUCAAACUUCGUGUACUCUAGUAGCAAACAUGUCGUGCUGUCAGCGUGAUCAUCCGCUUGCCAUGUGGGCGCCUUCGAGCAGUGAGCUGCAGCCCUCACUGACACUCAUGAGUUGGUUCGACGAUCAGCUGUCCCGCAUGCAAGGAGAUCUAAUCCAGAACAGAUUCUUCGAUUGCCCUGAGGUGGGUCGCAUCGACUUCGGUCCUCGAAGGAGAUCGCGUCUGUUCGAUGCGCUGUUCUCCAACGACGCCAUCGACACAGAAAUGAAGUUCCACGAAAACCCCAACAAGAACCAGGUCGAAUGUCAGCUGAGUACCGGUUGCGGGAACUUCUUCAGACCAGAAGACAUCGAGCUCAACUUGAAAGAUCGCAACCUAGAAUUCAAGGCCCGACGAGAGGAAAAGUCUGAGGAUGGCCACAGCUACACGAUCAGGGAAGUCCGUCGAGUUGUUCCGGUUCCCGAAACUGCUGAAAUCGAGAAACUCCACGCCGAAAUGGGCCCGAACGGGAAGGUGAUGCUGUCAGCUCCGCUAUUGAAGCCGAAACCCCUGGAGAACAAGGCCAAAACUCCCGUGCCAAUCAAAAUCAAUAGAUCGUGAACACGCAUGAAUGAAUGGAUCAGUAUCGCGAGUCGCUGGACGUAUGUUCAGGUGCUGACGAGUGGGCACCCCUGAAUGAUUGAAUAUUUAAGGCGAAUUGAGUGGUCAAAGUUUGAUCUCCAUCGUGCCACGAGCGCGUCAUCUCAUUUUCCUUUUUUGUACGAAGGCAAAUCACCGUGAAAUCAUUGAUAAAAUCCAAUAAAUAUAAUAUUGAAGU
Messenger RNA from Galendromus occidentalis (western predatory mite), 870 nucleotides. RefSeq lists its product as uncharacterized. The transcript has a single exon. The coding region runs from base 84 to 653 and encodes 189 amino acids. The record is from RefSeq and is a predicted model, not a curated record. Lineage: Eukaryota; Metazoa; Arthropoda; Arachnida; Mesostigmata; Phytoseiidae.